Molecule: messenger RNA, 2878 nt
Organism: Carassius auratus (goldfish)
Lineage: Eukaryota; Metazoa; Chordata; Actinopteri; Cypriniformes; Cyprinidae
Product: rho GTPase-activating protein 6-like
Exons: 12
Coding region: 402-2366 (654 amino acids)
Biological process (GO): signal transduction
Source: RefSeq, a predicted model, not a curated record
UGCUAAUGCAUUCCCAGUGCUUCCUGGUGCUGCAUCACAGUGAAGGCUGUGAGCUUGUCAAACUCUGAGCUGCCAGUGCUACAUUUCCUGUUGUUGACAGGCAAGGACCACAGCAGAGGCUGCACUGAGUUGCGUGUAAGGACUCGCACUUUAUCAGCUGGAGUGCACACAGACAUACUCAGAGAGCACCCCUUCACAGGAAGAGCUGCUAUCACUUCUCAGAUACACAGACGCAGAGGAAGCACUGACACUGAACCUCUUACCAGCGGCCCAGAAACAGGAGCUGUUGCACAGAUGGACUGACUCCCUCCAUCCAGAGUUUGACUGAUGAAAACAAGGGGGAUCUACUUUGUUAUUUUUGUCUGUUUUCACCUGAUCUGAGUGUCUGCCCAGGAAGCGUUAUGGUUUUUUUCUCCAUGGGAUCGGAUAAAACCGCAUCUUCAGUCCUGCUGCCUGAGGACCCUGUUCGGCAGGACAUGCAGUUCUACUAUGUGGGUGACUAUACGUGGGCCACUAUGCUGGGGCAGAGCGUGAGGCUGCAGCCUGUUUCCAUCCAAAGCCUCUCGGAGCUGGAGAGGACACGUCUGCAGGAGGUGGCCCUUUACCAUUUGGAAAGAAGAGACCUGGAUUUUAAGAUCAGCAUCCCUAGAGAGAUUCGUAAAAGGAGGAAAUCACUGCGGAGAAAGUUUGACUCCUUCUCAAAAGAAAAGAAAGAGCGAGAGUCUGCAGCCAAAGCAUUCGGUAUCCCGCUCGCCCAGGUAAUCGCAAACGACUGGGCAUACAAGCAACGGCAGGAUGCCCUGAAAGAGAGCCGACGGGACUGUCUGGACCUGGAGGCCAGUGUUCUUCACUUCCGUGCCGAGAAAAGGCAGCACAAUGGAAACCAGCGGCUGGGAAAUACAUCCUUAUCACCUGAUGCUGCCUCCUCACCAGCACUGGAGGCCCACAGCAAACAUCCCUCAUCAGCGUUCAUGGACAACACCUCACGCACUCACAGACGGGGAGGGAUGUCUGUGGACUCCAUCUCUGAUAUGGUGGAGAGUCAGUCCAGACUACUUGAAGCUCUGCAGCUCUCUCACCCUAAUGAGCUGGAGCUGAAAAAGGCUGCUGGUCGCACACAGGCCAAACUCAGUCUCAAUCCCAUCUACAGACAAGUUCCCCGAGUGGUAGAGCGCUGCUGUAAACACAUCGAGACCUACGGGUUAAAAACGUUGGGGAUUUUCCGUGUAGGCAGCUCCAAAAAAAGAGUCCGUCAACUGCGAGAGGACUUUGACAUGGGGCUAGAUGUGGUGUUACACGAAGAGCACAGCGUCCACGACGUGGCUGCAUUACUGAAGGAGUUUCUGAGGGACAUGCCGGACCCCCUGUUACCACGAGAACUCUACCGGGCCUUCCUGCACGCUAACCUGUUGAGGGGGGCAGAUCAGUUGACAUACCUGCAGCAGUUGUUGUACCUGUUGCCGCCCUGUAACUGUGACACCCUGCUGAGGCUCUUGACGCUUCUUCAUACCGUACAGGAGAAUGCAAAAAGCUCUACUGGGCCCAACCAGCAGGAGAUCUCAGGUAAUAAGAUGACGGCAGAAAACCUGGCAGUGAUCUUUGGGCCCAAUCUCCUGCAGAAAGAGAGAGGAUCAGAGAGAGAGCUCAGCCCUCAAGCUCUGGGCAUAGAAGACAGCACUGUCAUCAUCUCCGUCACCCUGAUGCUCAUCCAGAACCACCAACAUCUCUUCACGGUGUCUGCUGAGCUGCAGCAGGAGGUGCUCAUGAGCCUCAUUCAGACGGACCCUGAUGUCAUUGACUAUCUGCUGCGUAGGAAGCUCAGCAGUAGUAGCAGCCUGACGAUGGAGACGGACUCCGGAGGAAGGAGGGACACACAGGCAUCUCUGGACUCUGUGGGUCAGUCCAGUGAUGACCUCUCAUCCCUGGAGCCGCUGUGUCCUCUUUACCCAGAGACAGCUGCAAUCGGAAGUCUGAGCAGUGAGGUCUUCCUCAAUGUGCUUCAUCUUAACACCAACAGGAAACGUUCCUCUGAGAUCUCACCCAAGUCCAUUGGUAAAAUGAGGCAGUUUCAUUCCCACCACAACCUUCUGAGUCUGUCCCAGUCCUCCUCUAAUGCUCAGGGUGAAGAGAGAGAGCUCCAGGAGCAGAGGAAAGGCAGUUCAAGGCACACGUUCUCAGAGGAGCGCCUUCAUUUCGGUCUGCGACGGAAGGACAGCGGUUCUCAACCACAGAGUCCGAGAGAGAAAGGCAUCUGGGUACGACAAAACUCCAACGCCUCAUCCACGACGUCGGAGGACAGCAAACCACCAAGCAACUUCUGGGACUUUUUCACUGGCAAGGUGUCAGGCUCAGAGACUGUAGUUUGACUCCUAAGUGAACAGAUGUAGUUUGGGGAUUGAGUAUGGAACCGUAAAAGUGUAGAGAGAGAUCUGCCAGCAGAUACACACACAGAAAUAAUGUAUCUACGGACGCUAUACUGUUUAUAUAAAAUAAUCUAAUCCACUAGAACAAGAUGGGUUUUCAGAAUACAUCAAAAAAUCAUUAUAAACCUGUCAGAAUAGUGUAUUUAAUCAAGAAACAGAUCUCUGAUUAUAGAAUGUAAAUAUAGCACAGGCUGUUAUAAACCUCUCUAUAUAGAAAGCAGCUUUUAUAUUCAUGAAUCCUAAACAUGCACUCGGUGGGCACUGAAAAUACAUUUCAAAGGCUGAAAUCUCUUAUAAUAUUUGUUUACAUUAACAUGGAAGCUUUCUGAAGUUCACUUCUGGCUAUUAGUUUUAUACUUUUUCUGAUGUACUGGCAGCUGAUUGAGGCUCGGUCUUUACCUUUACAGAAACUUUUACAUAUAGUGAUAUCUUUUUUAAAUAAAGUGUAUAUAGUA